ACCACUUCCUGAUGAACCCAAACACAUUAAAUGUAAAUUAAAAGGACCAAACACUCUGCAGAUGGGUGAGGAACUACAAAGUGAAAUCGAGGUAAUGCUUACAGAUCAGUAUGGAAAUCAGGUUCAGUCAGCAACAUCUGCAUGUGUGAAUUCCCUAGGCGUUUCUGCACCUGGACUUGAUAAAUCAAAUUUGAAAAUAAUUUGGCAGGAAAAUACUCUAACAAUGAAAAUACAAGGUAUUCGGUUUAAACCUUGUUUACUUGGAAGCAAAGAAUUGUGCUUCGCUUGGCGUGAAUUUUCUGACUUUCUCAGACUAAACUUAACUGCAGGAUCCCCUGCUAAGGUGCAGUUUGUGGGAUGGCCAGAGUUAGAAAAGCCUGUUGCAGUGAUUAAUGGUAGAGAAUUGCAGAAGCCCCUUAUUGUUCAGCUGUGUGAUCAGUGGGGAAAUCCAACUCCUGAACCUAAUGUCAAAAUCAGCCUUAUAAAGGGCAACAACAUAAAGAUUGUUUCUUCAAACCAGCACCAUAAAACAGAUGAAACUGGUAGGGCUAACCUGGGAGUUAUUUGUAUUCAUGCACCUAGAGGAGAGCACACUUUACAGCUUAAAGCCAUAUACAACAAGACCACAUUAGAUUGUCCUAUAAUCACAUUAAAUGUGCUGCCUGAUCCUGAGAAGCCUGUCUGCUUGAAUGUUAAAUAUGACAAAAAUGCUUCUUUUCAAGCAGGUGGUACCUUCCCUGAUUUUAUGGUUAGUGUUCUUUCUGAAGAUGACAACAUUAUUAAAAAUAUUAAUCCAGCACGAAUUUCUAUGAAAAUGUGGGAGGCACAGAGCAUUGGAACUAGGAUGCCAAUUGAUGUUACAGUAUUUAGCUGUAGUAAAGUGAAGGAUGACAAGGAAGAUGGCUUCUUCUACUUCAGGGAUAAAGUGGUUCCAGAGCGAGUUGGCACUUACAAUAUCCAGUUUGCCUUCGCAAUGGAUAAGACAAACAUUCUCACCAGUGACCAGAUUAUAGUUGACGUUGUACCUAAUGACCCUGUACGCUUGUUACCUGAUUCUUUACCAGCUACUCCAGCAGUUUCGAAUGUUCGAGCUCUUACUAGCCGUACACUGGUUAAGGAUUUAUGCCUCCAUGUAAUGGAUGAAUACAACAACCACACUGGAAUUGAUCUAGUUGGCAGAAUAAUAGCAAAAAUUAAGAGCCCCAAUGAAGAUGAUACAGAGAUCCCACAAUUUCAGGGGAAAGUCAGUACAGCUGAGUUUCCAUUUGAGAGAGGAUCAGCUGAAAUUAGUCUAGUGCUGGCUGAAAACAGUCCUGGAAGAGACAGCACUGAAUAUAUUCUUGUAUUCGAGCCAGAUCUUCCAGCUUUGAAAAAACCUUUGGAGCCUUAUCGUCUGUCAUUUAUGUUUUACAAUGAUUUCAAGAAGCAGCAACAGAUGGCAACACUUACAAGGGAGAGAGACCAAUUAUCUCAGUCCAUUGGUGUUUACAGAAAUUGGUUAGAUACUACUAAUCAGCUUGUAAAUGAAAUUAAAUGUCAGGUUAAAGAAGCUGAAACAAGAGAAACACAUCUGAAGAGCGAACUGAAAAAACACCAAAUUGAAUUACCACAGACAAACACACUUCAGUAUGUGGAUUCUCUUAUAAAACAAAAGAUGUUGGAUCAAGAAGGAGUAAUGAAACAGCCAAGGCGAACUUGUACCCUCCCAAACUAUCCAAAAGGCAACCAGGAUAUUUUAGGCAAGAUUGCACAUUUAGCACAAAUUGAGGAUAACGAAGCAGCAAAAGUUAUUUCUUGGCAUUUGGCAAGCGACAUGGACUGUGUAGUUACACUGACUACUGAAGCUGCUCGUUCUAUCUUUGAUGAAACUCAAGGUCGACAGCAAGUGUUACCUCUUGACUCGAUUUACAAGAAGACACUCCCUGAUUGGAACAGGCCUUUACCUCACUUAAGAAAUGGAAAAACGUUCUUCAGACCUAUUGGAAAUCCUGUAUUUGCCAGAGAUCUGUUAACAUUUCCAGAUAAUGUAGAGCAUUGUCAAACAGUGUUUGGGAUGCUCUUGGGUGACACUAUCAUUAUAGAUAAUUUGGAUGCUGCCAACCAUUAUAGAAAAGAGGUUGUAAAAAUUACACAUUGCCCUACUUUGCUGACUAGGGCAGGAGACAGGAUUCGUAGUAAUGGAAAAUUUGGAGGCCUUCAGAAUAAAGCUCCUCCAAUGGACAAACUCAGAGGAAUGGUAUUUGGAGCACCCAUGCCAAAACUUUACUCUACUUUUGCUGGACAGAUAGAUCUUCUUCAGCAAUACCGUACAGCAGUGGUGAAACUUGAUAAUGUGAAUAAGGACCUUGAUUUACAUUUGCAGUCACUUAACGCUCCAGAAAUGCAAAAGAAAAAACAGGAACUUGCUGAACAAGAGAAAAGCCUCAAGCUAAUAGAACAAAAAUUGGGUAUGACUUCAUCAGAUAAAGUCACUGAAUCAUUACUUCAGCCUGUAAUGUUAGAUAUGCCUGACACCCCCAUCCCUCCCAAAAGAAUGCGAAGAGAAACAGUGAAAAAAUUGUAUAGCUCAGAAGAAUGGAUCUCCUCUACCACAAAGAAGCAGCAGCAAUUGCUGCAAAUACCCACUUCAGAACUUAAUGGAACUUCACGAAAGAGAAAGGCAUAGACUGAUGAGACUUGCUGGAAAUGGCUCUGUACUGAAAAUGUGAAUACGUUCAGUUAAAGAAAAAUACUCAUGUUGUACUACCCAUUACGAUGAAGAUUUUUAUACUGAUUGAAGAUAUAGAUGUAUUUCAGUUAGUAGUAACAAAAAAUAAGUCUUUAGCAUUGAUAGCCUAAUUUUUGUAUAGUUAAUUUUCAUUUCUAAAAGCUUUCAGAGUUUUUAUGUUCAUGUGUGAAAAAAGUUUAAAAUAUAUCCUUUUUUUAUUUAUGAAAAAAAUCAAUCUUUUCAAUAAAA
This is a messenger RNA of Nestor notabilis (Kea), 2956 nucleotides long. It is a transcript of the gene SMCHD1, whose product is annotated as structural maintenance of chromosomes flexible hinge domain containing 1. The annotation marks the transcript as partial. NCBI's taxonomy places the organism in Eukaryota, Metazoa, Chordata, Aves, Psittaciformes, Psittacidae. Gene Ontology annotation, cellular component: chromosome. Gene Ontology annotation, molecular function: ATP binding; protein binding. The record is from RefSeq and is a predicted model, not a curated record. Gene Ontology annotation, biological process: double-strand break repair; chromosome organization. The transcript has 22 exons.